This is a messenger RNA of Synchiropus splendidus (mandarinfish), 2497 nucleotides long. It is a transcript of the gene opn9, whose product is annotated as opsin 9. The coding region runs from base 199 to 1584 and encodes 461 amino acids. The record is from RefSeq and is a predicted model, not a curated record. The transcript is spliced from 8 exons. Gene Ontology annotation, cellular component: membrane. Gene Ontology annotation, biological process: G protein-coupled receptor signaling pathway. NCBI's taxonomy places the organism in Eukaryota, Metazoa, Chordata, Actinopteri, Syngnathiformes, Callionymidae. Gene Ontology annotation, molecular function: G protein-coupled receptor activity.
UGAUUCAGCCGCAUGAUCAUUUGAGAGCAGAUUGUGGCGAGUUAAGUGACUCCAGAGAAGAGCCACAUGGAUUUAUAGCGCAACAUUGAGCGACAGAUUACAGACGAGAUUUGGGCUGUGACACGCAUCGGAGAAGGGCCACAACAGAAAGAAUCUCUCGGCUUCUUCGAUAACCUGCUCGAGUGGUGCAGCGGACCGAUGGACACUUCAGAGCGAGGCUCCGCCCCCUUGUCCACACAGACGCUGUUCAGCUCCCAGCUUUCUCCUUCAGCUGAUCUGGCAGUGGGGGUCAUCCUCAUCCUCACAUGUAUUGCAUCAUUGCUGGGAAAUGGGAUGGUUCUGCUGGUCCACUGCAGGAAGAGGAAGAAGCUCAGACCACCAGAGCUCAUGACCAUCAACCUGGCCUUCUGUGAUUUUGGAUUCAUGGUGUUGGGAGCACCUUUCUUUAUCAUCUCCAGCCUAAGUCACGGAUGGGUGUUUGGAGAGACCGGCUGCAUCUGGUACGGCAUCCAGGGCUUCGUCUUCGGCAUCGGCUCGCUGCACACCACCUGCCUCAUCUCACUGGAUCGAUGCCUGAAGAUCUGCUGCCUCAGAUACGGUGAGUGUCCAGCAAACCUCCUCCAUGGUCUUGCUGAUGAUGUCCUCUGUGAAGGCCAGUGGCUGGAGCGGCGUCAUGUCUCUCUCUCGAUUGCUCUGGUCUGGAUUUGGACCAUACUGUGGGCGGUCCUUCCAGCAGUCGGUUUUGGAAGCUACGGACCAGAACCAUACGGUACCAGCUGCACCAUCAACUGGUGGCUGAUCAAAUCGUCUCAGAGUGACAGGAUUUACAUCUUGCUCAUCCUGGGGUUGUGUUUCGGGAUUCCCACUCUCACCAUCAUUGCUUCUUAUCUGUCCAUCUUGUUGACGGUGUCCAGAUCCAACCGCACCCUUUCGUCCAUACCGUCCACCACUGUCAGCCAUGCGAACAAAGACUUGAGGCUUGCAAAGAUGGCGGCGGUGGUGUGCAGCAGCUUCCUGCUGGCCUGGCUGCCUUACGCUGUCGUGUCGCUGAUGUCAGCGCUCAUGCCAAACCCUUCCAAGUCUGUUCAUGACAGCUCGGUGGACAGAGCCGACGGGUCUAGAUCCAGAAGCCCGCAGCAGUUCUCGUCCCUGCCCCCCUUGGUCACGCUGAUCCCGGCCAUGCUGGCCAAGUCCCACUGCAUGAUGAACCCUCUGAUCUACCAGAUUAUGAACAAGGAGUUCAGGGAUGACGUGUAUCUGAUGGUUUUUGGACCUGACAUGGCUGAGAAGCGACGACUUCAGAGCCACCGCAGGAGCUCCAGUGACCGAAGCACCGACCCGUCUCCCGGCCACAGUUUGAGGACGAAGAGGAGCAUAGCAGAGUCUUCGUUUGCUGACCGCCUGAGCUCCAAGAAGGACAAGAAGAGGGCGAGCAGCGAGAGUUUCACCUUCUCUGUGGAAACUAUAUCAGUGGAGUCUGAAUCUGUGGACACACAGAGGAACAUGGAGCAGCAGCGUGAGCAGAAGUCAUUCAAGAAAGAUUCUUCUUUCUCAUCUGGAGCUCAAUGUCAAAAGCAUAGCUGAAUAGGCGAUGCUAUUUUGAUCCAGGCAAUCUAAUCUAACCUAAUUCAGAAACAUAUAAAAAAAACAUUGGUUGCAUUUGGGACCAAGUAAAGUGGUGAGAUUAGGCGGAAUAUUCUUCAUGUUCAGCCACAAUUUUCCUAAAUCCCACAUGUAACUGAAGGUAUUACUGUCAUUCUCCCUUGACAUUUUAUUUCAAAUUAUCCAGCCCAGUGUGAUAAGCUCACAAUAUAAUGACAAACAUACCAAUCGUAGUAAUACUGACUUUCAAUAUGGAUGACAAAUACGAUUUUUAAAAUUUGUUUUCAACUACAAAAAAAUGGAAGCAAGUCACCUAUUAUGGCUAUUUGCUGAAAGGCGCUGAACAGGAAGCAGUUAAUACGUUUUCUGUCUGUGGUGAGCAAAAGGCUGAAAUAACAACGUUUCGGCAUAUUUUCGCAAUGAGAGAAUUAAUAUUACUACUAAGAAAACUAACACAGAUGUCGUUUACCAGAUCAAUGACGUCACGAUGUCAACUUGUGAAGCUUUAUCAUACACACCGCUAUAGAUCCGUUCUUCCAAUGCUACUAUUCAACAUUACAAGUUGAACGAAACAGCUAGAUGAAAAUGUUCAUGACUUAAUGCAGACUGACGUUUUUCUCUUUAUGAGUUGAUCUUGACUGACGUCUAGUGGUCAAACCCAGAAUUGCAUCCAGCUAUUUUUCGUCUCACAGUUCGAACCGUUUUUUUUUCUUCAGUGUUUCCAUCCUCUUCACUCACCUCGAACAUCCUCAUUUUAUCACGUGUCAUUUCACUUGAUAACCGAAUAGUUUUGUAAAUGAGUGAGAAAGCGAUAAUAAAAUCUGUCUCCAGGAAGCUACUCUGGAUUAUUAUUUUUUAUUAUAUUAUACAGUACUACUAUACGACAUUAUUCAUU